AUGCCUCUGCCCCGCCGUGUCGCGGAUGAGAUUGUUCUCGUGUCAGCGCUGUGCCACCUGAUUGUCGCCGACAUCGCCGCUCCGUGGUCUGACGUCCUCUACGCCACGGACUCAUCAGAUGCCAAAGGGGCCAUUGUCUCUACCCCCUUCUCGCCUGAGGAGACGGAACGUCUUUGGACAGCGUCCACCAGGCUAGCCGAGCCGGCCAAGCUCCUUUCACGUGAGGCUGCAGCACUUAGGCGUGUUGACCCCAUGACCGAGGAGUUGCCUGGUCUCCCUUUCCCUUCCCACGUCUGGGGUCCUAAGAAGUCCCCUGCCCUUCGUUUUCAUUUCCUUGAAAUCUGCGGCGGGACUGGGAAGAUAGGGGCUUUCCUUGUUAGCAUGGGUUGGUCGGUAGGGCCUCUCCUUGACCUAUCAUCCUCCCCUCAGUACGAUUGGGCAUCGGAUCGCAUCUUUGCCUGGGUAUGCCAUCGCGGCAUUGCCUUCAGCCAGGGAGGUAUUCACG
Symbiodinium pilosum is the source of this 505-nucleotide messenger RNA. Lineage: Eukaryota; Dinophyceae; Suessiales; Symbiodiniaceae. The record is from the annotation of a GenBank genome assembly.